Theobroma umbraticum is the source of this 3622-nucleotide messenger RNA. Lineage: Eukaryota; Viridiplantae; Streptophyta; Magnoliopsida; Malvales; Malvaceae. The record is from RefSeq and is a predicted model, not a curated record.
AUGGACAGAAUUCCAACAGCUGCUUCAACUCUGUUGGAUCCCAAGCACCAUGACCUACUCAGUACUAGUGCUGGUGGAUCUGCUCUUGGAUCAUCAAGACCUUCAUGCCGACCAUGGAAAGAGGGAUCUCUAGCGUUGGUUGCAAGCUCAUUGGCUUGUGCUCAAGAGGUUGGAAAUAUAGAUGUUGAUAAAAUGCAUCGAAACAUGUGGGCAUGCCUGCAUUUUACUUCCUCCCAUCUCUGGCUGCUUCUGAAGCUGAGGAUGCGGUGUAGCCUUUCUAAGCAGCUGGAUGUUGCACAAAGUUGCUUGUCCUUGAGAGGAAACAGCUGUCAAGAAAGCUUGGUCCAAUUCCCUCCAACACCUCAGUCUCUAAUUGCAGGAUACAGGGAUAGAUGUGAUGGACUUUUGCAGUUUCAGUCCCUUCCUGUCAUAGCUGCAUCCGCAAUGGAACAUAUGCGAGUGUCCUCGGUCCACAGGUUGAUCGCCUUCUGUCUCAGUUGCAGAAUUUUAUGACAGAGUUGAAUCCAGAUCAGAGAGGCAAUGUUUCAAUGUUCUUACUCUUACCUUUUGCAGUCACAAAAGCUGAUAAGCUUGUGAUGGGAACCAAGAUGCGCUCUAAAUGUUCAAGACUGUGAAGAACAUUCUGCUCAAUCAGCUAGAAAUGGAUGUCGAUCCUGACCAAGCAAAAAUGCUCUUGCUGCUUCAGCCAAGGACUCUGGAAAAAAUAAGUGUUAGUCAUGGAGCUAGAUCUGAAUUCAGGUCACCUUUGUAGAUUGUAGCUUAUGUGGUGCUGCUGUCAGGAUAUUGGAUUUUUAACGUGUUCCUCGACUGCUCGUGUGCUCCAACAACAUUGACAUCCCUGAUACAAGCAAAAAAAUGGGAUUGACACGUGGUAGUGCUGCCAGUGGAAUUAGUGGUUGGCCUGAUGAUCCAGAGAAAGAACAGACUGAAGACCGUGAUGAAGUAGGAACAACUGAUGAAGAAAAUGAUGCAAAAACUGAUGUUGAUUUGAAUCUUACAAUGGCUGGGGGCUUUCAUUUAAAGUUGGACAUGGGAAGGAUCUUAUAUGGGCAACCAUCAGGUAGUGAGGUUGGUGAUCGAGCAGCUUCUUACGAAUCACGGGGUCCUAGUUCUCGCAAGCGAAGUGGAAAAGGUGCCAGUUCAGUUGACAGGCCACAGUUACGGGUGCAGCAGGCUGAUAGUGUCGAAGGAACUGUCAUUGAUCGUGAUGGUGACGAAGUCACUGAUGGCAGACAAUAUUCUGCUGGGCCUUCAAAACGUGCUCGUGAUUCAGAUAUUUUUGAUACUACGCUCCCUUAUCCAAGAGACUCAUCUGAUGCAGGUCCUAGCCAUUCGAUGGUUUGAAACUAUGCAGAUGGCAGUCGUCCUGUAGGCAAGGAACGGCCAUUUAUUGGAAUACCUUCAACUAGAGACUCAACACGUGCAUCCUCUGUCAUUGCUAUGGAUACUAUGUGCCACAGUGCAGAUGAUGACUCAAUGGAAAGUGUUGAGAAUUAUCGUGGGGAUGUCGAUGAUAUCCAUUUUCCCUCUUCAAGUACAUAUGGCCACCUUGACAUGAAUGACACAUCAGAGUUGAAUUAUAGUAAUCAAGCUCAGCAGAGUAUUUGUUUCCAACCAGCUGCUGAAGCAGUUCCGGGAGAAAUGGGCAUCAGCAGUACAAAUGAUGGUGAGGAAAUAUUCAAUGCUGAAACUGUGACAGCUCAGGCAAGGGAUGGGCUCAGUUUUGGAAUUAGUGGGGGGAGUGUUGGUAUGUGUGCCAGCCAUGAAGCUGAAAUCCAUGGGGCAGAUGUCUCUGUGCAUAGAACAGAUAGUGUAGUUGGUGAUGUAGAACCCAGAAUAGAAGAUGCUGAAAAUCAGGGUCAAACAGGUGAAUCUGCUCCAGAUCCUGGGUUGAUGGAUGAGGUUGUUCCUGAUGAGAUAAAUAGGGAGGAUCCUCAUGGUGACAGCCAAGAAAUGCUGUCUCGCUCUCUCGGAAGGGCUGACAGUGGUUCAAAAGUUGAUGGUUCUGCCAAGGCAGAGUCUGUUGAAAGUGGUGAAAAGAUAAGCCAAAGCCGCAAGUUAGUCCCAGAUAGCAGUGCUCAUCCUUCUCUUUCCUGCAAUGCUAAUCUGUACUCUGGUAAUGAAACACCCAAGAAAGAGGUCACAAAUGCUGGAAAAUCAUCUUCCAUAAACAAUUGUCCUUACCCAGACCCAGAGUCAGAUUAUGCUGUUGCGCAUGGGAUAGGGCCACCAAAAGGAGAAAGCAAUUAUGAAGAAGCUAUAGAGUUUGAUCCAAUUAUUCAUCACAACCAGUUUUGCCCCUGGGUGAAUGGAAAUGUUGCUGCUGCUGGCUGUAGUAACUCGGGCUCCAGCACCAGUGCUGAUGUUGUUGCACUUUGUGGAUGGCAGCUGACCUUGGAUGCCUUGGAUGCCCUGCGAUCGCUGGGUCAUAUUCCUGUGCAGACAGUACAGUCUGAGUCAGCUGCAUCAUUGCAUAAGGAUGAUCGCCAAACUCCUGGUAAAAAGCUUCUUCGACGGCACUCUAUGAACAAAAGUCAUGGGCAACAUUGACAGUCAAACAUGAAGCAUAAAUACACCUGCAAUGCUAGUAAGUAUGUCACUUGUGUAAAAUGAUUGAUUGUAGCUCCCUCUAUUUAGGCAUCUUUCUUCUUGUAAUCCUUGUUUUAAGUGGAUUUGGAUUGUCUUAUUGGAACAAGUUUUCGAGAGAUCCUUUUAGGUAUGGAACAAAUUUUAGUUUGGGUGUAGUUUCGGGAAAACUAGAAUAAAUUUUUACUGCAAAGGGGCAUUGGUUAUGUGUUUGCUAGCUUUUUAUGCAAUUAAAUUGUUGGUUAACAGAGCUGUUACGACCAUUUCCUUUUGGCUGGAAAUAAAUUUCUUUACAUAUUAUUGAUUGUUUUAAAGGAGGAUCUUACUAUCAAUCUGAUUAUACCUCAAUGCUCUUAUGAGAAUUGGGAUGUAAUUUGAAAGGCUAGAUGUAGUGAAAAACUUUUGAUUGUCUAAAUAACAACAAAAGGAAAUAGGUAAUUUGGAGCUCAAGUUUUGAAACAAAUGCAGAAUUUAGGUUAUUAAUGCCUAUGAUUACAGAACAAGUUCAUUAAUCAUGGCCAAACCCAACAAAGUUCUAGAAAAAAUGAAAAGAUGGAGAUAUAUACUAGCAUUAGGCAUUUAAUCUCCUGAAGUUAAAUGUAGCGACAAAGGCAACCUUCUUUUGAACUCCAACCAAAAAAAUGGAAAGAGAUGUGCAUUAGCACUAUGAGUUUAAUUGGCAUCGCAAAGUUAAAUACUCGCUAUUGUUAACAGCACAUGUAACUUGCUCUAAAUCCCAAACAUAAUUGAUUUACUGUUCUAAUAUUUUAAGUGAUAUAUGCCAACAUAGUCAUGAUUUUAUAAUUUGAAGAAAGCAUGGUGAUAUAAGUUAUAACAGACAUUUGGGCUUCGGUCUAUAAAACAAGCAGUAAAACAAGUAGUCUAGACGUUCAAAUCUUAUACUGCAAAUAUCAUUGUCUCCUUGACAGAAAAUGCUCUUCUGUAGCUUAGGCUUACUUUAAGCAUGCAGCCAUUUAAUCAUGACUACCCUCUAGCCUUCAUGUAUGUCAAUGUC